Messenger RNA from Spodoptera litura, 4299 nucleotides. RefSeq lists its product as uncharacterized. Gene Ontology annotation, biological process: DNA integration. Lineage: Eukaryota; Metazoa; Arthropoda; Insecta; Lepidoptera; Noctuidae. The record is from RefSeq and is a predicted model, not a curated record. Gene Ontology annotation, molecular function: nucleic acid binding; zinc ion binding.
GCGCAUCGUUCCCUUACAAGGAGAUACAUAACACGUGGCGACGAGUGGACCCGCAUUAUUUUCACAAAUAUGUCUACCGGAACGACAUACGGCGUGCUUUCUACAUUUGAUCACCUGUCUCAAGACUGGAAUAGUUAUAAGUUGCGAUUGAAUCAAUGGUUUAUCGCUAACGACAUAACAUCGGAAACGGACAAAGCGACAAUCAAACAAAGGGCGAUUUUAUUGACGUCAUUAUGUGAAUCUACGUUUAAACUCGCAACGGACUUGGCGUUACCCAACAAGGUGGAAGAAUUGGGUUACGAGGCUAUAGUAAAACUCCUCGACGAUCACUUCACACCAAAAAGGUUCGGGUUUGCAGAGAAAUCAAUUUUCUAUGCAGCUACACAGCGACCAGGAGAAACGCACACUCAAUGGGCGGCCAGGAUCAGAGGAUUAGCGACUCACUGUGCAUUCAAGAACUUGGAAGAAGCCUUGCUAGAUAAAUUUAUCAUGGGCAUGGUGGCAGGACGUGAGCGGGAAAAACUGUUCGUGCAAGACCAGCGGGAGCUGACACUCGCGAAGGCCAUUGACUUGGCAGAGAGCGUGCGCUGUGCGCGCCAGGCUUCGGCGCAGCCAGCGCCGGGCGUGUGCGCCGCCAGCGCACCGGGCCCCGACGUCGUCUUUAGCAUUUCCAAGAAGGAAAAGUGUAACGUGUGUGGAUUCACUAAUCACAAGUCUGAUCAGUGUCGGUUUAAAAACUAUAAGUGUAAAAAGUGUAAUAAUAAAGGUCAUUUACGUAAAAUGUGUCCUAAUGAAAGAAAAGUGAAGUACGUGGGUGAAGGUACUGUGGAUGACGGAGACGACGACGGUGAGUGUUUUUAUAAUAUUCGUUGCGUAAAAGGAAAACCUAUGACGGAGCGUGUAAUGAUCAGUGGUCUAGCUUUGGAGUUCGAAAUUGAUAGUGGUUCAGCGGUGAGCGUAAUAUCCAAAGAUACCUACAACAUUCAUUUCAAGCGAUUGCCGUUAUCAGCCACCAACAAAAAACUAUUUAGCUAUACGGGAGAAAACAUCAAAACGAUCGGAAUAGUUUUAUUACCCAUAUCUUAUCUCGGGCGUACGCAUACCCUCAACGUGUAUAUAGUGCACGCAAGCGGACCGCCGCUGUUAGGCCGCGAUUUCAUUCGGGCGUUCGACCUGGAGUUAGUGCCGGCGCGCGUACACGCCAUGUUUGACUCAGAACAAACGGUACGCGAAGCUAAUAUGGAUAAAAAACUUAGUAACAUGUUCCCAAAAGUUUUUUCAGGUAACCUCGGAGCUUUUAACAAAUAUAAAAUAGAUUUACAUUUAAAACCCGACGUUAAACCGAUUUUUUUCAAAGCGAGGCCAGUACCUUACGCGUUAAAAGAAAAAAUAGACAAGGAGCUCGACAGAUUAUUGUCAUUAGGUAUCUUACAGCCUGUUGAACACUCGGAGUACGCGUCGCCUGUUGUGCCGGUUUUAAAAAAGAACGGUAGCAUCAGAUUAUGUGCCGAUUACUCUGUUACAAUCAAUAAACAGUUGAUAAUAGAUCAGUAUCCUUUGCCGACGGUAAAUGACUUGUUAGCCAAAUUACACGGGGGCGUACAAUUCAGUAAAAUUGAUUUAUCUAUGGCUUAUAAUCAGUUCAUUUUGAAUAAAGAAUCUCAGAAGUUAACUUGCGUCAAUACUCACCGCGGUCUUUUUAAUUUCACUCGAUUGGUAUUUGGGUUGUCCAGCGCGCCUGCCAUAUUCCAGCGCGCAAUGGAGUGUUUGCUCUCAGGUAUCGAUGGAAUCAUAUUUCUACUUGACGAUAUUCUUAUAACCGGAGAAAAUAAAGACCAGCACAUGCAGAGACUUAUCACUGUUUUGCAACGCUUGGAUGAUGCCGAACUAACGGUGCAGAUGAGUAAAUGCGAAUUUUUUAAAGAUGAAAUUUCAUAUCUCGGUCACGUCAUAGAUAAACAUGGAGUUAGGAAGUCGCCCGAUAAAGUUAAAGCUAUAUUACAAGCUCCUAAACCGACAAACGUGUCACAGUUGCAGUCGUUCCUAGGACUGACUAAUUAUUAUAGGAACUUUGUACCGGACGCAUCGUCCGUAUUAAGUCCAUUAUAUAAUUUAUUAAAUAAAAAUACGAAGUGGAAAUGGACUCGCAUUCACGAUGACUCAUUCAAUCAUAUAAAAAACAUAUUAGCAUCUGAUAAAACAUUAGCGCAUUUUGAUCCACAGGCAAAGUUAAUAUUAACAGUAGACGCGUCGCCGACAGGGUUAGGAGCUGUACUAUCACAAGUGGGCGAAAACGGGUUAGAAAGGCCGAUAUCUUAUGCUUCCCGGACGUUGUCGUCAGCAGAAAAAAAUUACGCGCAAAUCCAAAAGGAAGCGACAGCGAUAAUUUUUGGGGUAAGACGGUACCACCAGUAUCUAUAUGGUCGGUCCCAGCCUUUCGUACUAAGGACAGACCAUAAGCCCCUGUUAGCUAUAUUCGGGCCCCAUAAAGGUAUUCCCGAGGUAUCGGCAAACCGCCUACAGAGAUAUGCUAUAUUUUUAGCUGCGUAUAAUUACACUAUUGAAUACAUCAGUAGUAAGCACAACAGCGCGGAUUAUUUAUCUCGAGCAUACGGGGAUGAGAACGUGACGCAGGCGCCGGACGAACUCGCAGAGUGCGAGGAUCGCGCGGCGUACGUUAACUUCGUAAUUGAUGGGGACUUACCGAUUACGUUGAGCGACUUGCGUAGUGAGACGGCUCGCGACACUCGGCUGACAUCUGUCAAGCAUUAUAUUUUAAACGGCUGGCCUAGGAAGAUACAUGACGCAGGGUUAAAACCAUUUUUUAAUUGUCGAACACAAUUAUCAUACGAAAAUGGUAUCUUAAUGCGCGGACAUAAAGUCGUAAUUCCAUCGGUUUUUCAGGAAAGCAUAUGUAGGGAACUGCAUAGUUCACAUUUCGGUGUGGUAAAAAUGAAAGCAGAAGCUCGCAAGCGGCUGUGGUUUCCCGGUGUGGACGCAGAGCUGGAGCGCAUAGCGGCGGCGUGCGGCGUGUGCAGUGCGCUGCGGCCCGCCCCGCCGCACGCCCCACUCGCGCCCUGGCCGUUGCCGCCGCAUCCUUUUUAUCGGAUUCACAUAGAUUUCUUGGGUCCGAUUCACAAUAACAUGUUUUUAAUUAUUGUAGAUGCGUACAGUAAAUGGGUUGAGUGUUACGAUAUGUCAUCAUCACAUAACUCCAAGGCGGUUAUAAAUAAAUUAUGUGAUUUGAUGUCGCGAUUUGGAGUCCCACACACCUUGGUGAGUGAUAACGGUACAUCCUUUACAUCCUUAGAAUUUAAAGAUUUUUGCAGUCUUAACGGUAUCGAACAUGUCUUAUCGCCGGUAUACCACCCGGCUAGUAAUGGGCAAGCCGAAAGCUUUGUCAAAAUAGUAAAAAAGGGGCUUAAGGCUAUUAUUUUCGAGGGGUGUAAUAAAAAAACUAUUAGUGAAAGGGUUUCGAAAUUUUUAUUCGAUUACAGGAACUCUAAAAAUAGCACCACUGGCAAGUCACCCUCAGAGAUUGUAUUCGGGCGUGCGUUGCGCUCGCGACUAGACUUGUUGAACACUAGCACACCGACACCGUCACCUUCGUCCACAGACCUAAUUCAGACCGUCGCGCGUAAUCAGUCCUUACAGGCUAAAUACUAUCGUGGUGUACAAAGACCUAAUUAUAAGCAAAAUGAAAAAGUUUGGAUCACAAAAAAUACUAAUAAUAAGAAAUACAGUUGGAUUGAAGGAAUUAUUAAAAGACAAAUCGGCAACGUACUGUACAGUGUGUACAUCCCGCAGUUGAGGUCUGAGGUCAACAGACACACGGACCAGAUAAGGAAAAGAGUGGACACUACACCGAGCGACGACUUAAGCUGGGACCCGGACGUGAUACCGGAUGUGGCACCACCGACUAUCACUCACUCUGAGAGAGUUCCACCGCCGGAAGGGGAAGGAAGGCCGGAUCCGGACCUUGGACAAGGGGCGACGUCGUCAGCUACACCGGUGACUCCACCACGCACCACCGCCUUGACUCAAAGGCGACGGGCUAUAAGUCCUAUCUUCUCGACACCUACAGAAAGCCAGUAUGUCAGUGAUGAUAGUGAUAGGACGAACCAACUGAUACUUUAAGCUAUAAGGUGUAUGAUUAAGUAUAAUUAGUUAAAAGUAUUCAUAGUUUAAGGGGGAGGGAUGUUAUGUAUGUAUGUAUAGAUGCAAAGGUAGAAUGCGGGCUGCGCCCCGCUUCCCCGCUCCGCUAUGAAGUUUAGAUAAAAUAAACCAGUGUGCAACUAA